Physeter macrocephalus (sperm whale) is the source of this 1263-nucleotide messenger RNA. RefSeq names its product platelet activating factor acetylhydrolase 1b catalytic subunit 2 (gene PAFAH1B2). The record is from RefSeq and is a predicted model, not a curated record. Gene Ontology annotation, cellular component: cytoplasm. Gene Ontology annotation, molecular function: platelet-activating factor acetyltransferase activity. The transcript has 6 exons. Lineage: Eukaryota; Metazoa; Chordata; Mammalia; Artiodactyla; Physeteridae. The coding region runs from base 139 to 828 and encodes 229 amino acids.
GGGGCGCUGCAGCGGGUGCUGAGGCCAGAGGAGGGACGCGCCGGAGCGGGGCCGCCGGGACUGAGCGAGCGACAGACGCGCCACCCGCCGACGCCGCAGCCGCUUGGGGCCCGCACGGACCCUGUGCCUGAGUGUAGAAUGAGCCAAGGAGACUCAAACCCAGCAGCCAUUCCACAUGCAGCGGAAGAUAUUCAAGGAGAUGACAGAUGGAUGUCUCAGCACAACAGAUUUGUCCUGGACUGCAAAGACAAAGAGCCGGAUGUCCUGUUCGUGGGGGACUCCAUGGUGCAGUUGAUGCAGCAGUAUGAGAUAUGGCGAGAGCUUUUUUCCCCACUUCAUGCACUGAAUUUUGGAAUUGGGGGAGAUACAACAAGACAUGUUUUAUGGAGACUAAAGAAUGGAGAACUGGAGAAUAUUAAACCUAAGGUCAUUGUUGUCUGGGUAGGAACAAACAACCAUGAAAAUACAGCAGAGGAAGUAGCAGGUGGAAUCGAGGCCAUCGUACAGCUUAUCAACACAAGGCAGCCACAGGCCAAAAUCAUUGUAUUGGGUUUGUUACCUCGAGGUGAGAAGCCCAACCCUUUGAGGCAAAAGAAUGCCAAGGUGAACCAGCUCCUCAAGGUUUCCCUGCCGAAGCUUGCCAAUGUUCAGCUCCUGGAUACAGAUGGGGGCUUCGUGCACUCGGACGGUGCCAUCUCCUGCCACGACAUGUUUGAUUUUCUGCAUCUCACAGGAGGGGGCUAUGCAAAGAUCUGCAAACCCCUCCAUGAACUGAUCAUGCAAUUGUUGGAGGAAACACCUGAGGAAAAACAAACCACCAUUGCCUGACUGGCUCCCAUCAGUGUUAAUAGCGUCCCAGCUUCCUCAGAUCAGUUAUAUCACUGGCACUACAGAAUCCUUCUCUUUCUUAAGGCACUUUGCAUUGUAGAAUGUUCCUGGAUGUUCAUAUCUAGUGUUUGAAGGGGAGGAGGGAUUUAAACUGGUCCUGUACAUAGAAGGUUUGUUUGACACAGGAGAAAAAUUAGCCAAGGAAGAUGGUUGUUUAAAUUCAUUGGAAACCAGAACGGGACUUUUUAGUUUAUAUGUGUGACACAUUCAUUGACUUAUCACUGUUUUUCCUAGGACAACAUCAAGCCUAAGUACUGAACAAAAUGAAGAUUCUUUCCUUGGCCUUUCUUUCUAUGGAUUAUGUCAUAUAUAAUAAUAAUUAGAAUAACACCUUCUUGGCUUUAAAACAGACGUUUUUCCAGUUUUUAAAGUUCA